Pseudogymnoascus verrucosus is the source of this 1080-nucleotide messenger RNA. It is a transcript of the gene FAP7, whose product is annotated as factor activating pos9. Gene Ontology annotation, cellular component: cytoplasm; nucleus. The record is from RefSeq and is a predicted model, not a curated record. Lineage: Eukaryota; Fungi; Ascomycota; Leotiomycetes; Thelebolales; Thelebolaceae. Gene Ontology annotation, molecular function: ATP binding; AMP kinase activity; ATP hydrolysis activity. The transcript has 3 exons. The coding region runs from base 75 to 614 and encodes 179 amino acids.
CCCCCGCGACCGCUGCGCAGAUUCCUAUUCACACACACACAGAUACGAAACUCCCCAUACCCCCCUCAUACGCCAUGCGGACCAAGCCGAACAUCAUCAUCACGGGCACGCCGGGCGUGGGGAAGACGACGCACUGCGAGACGCUUGCUGCGUCGCUGGGGCUGACGCAUUUGAGUAUCAAUACUAUUGUUAAGGAUCGGGGGUGUCAUGAUGGGUGGGAUGAGGAGUAUCAGAGUUGGAUUGUUGAUGAGGAUAAGUUGCUGGAUGAGAUCGAGGAGGAGGUUAAGCUAGGGGGGUAUAUCAUCGAUUGGCACGCUUGCGAUCUCUUUCCCAAGAGCUGGAUUGAUCUUGUCGUCGUGCUGAGGGUGAACUCUACGAUUCUUUAUGACCGGCUGAAAUCGAGAAACUACCCAGAGCUGAAACUCCAAGAGAACCUCGACUCGGAAAUCAUGGAGGUACUCCUGCAAGAGGCGCGCGACUCGUACGAUGAGGAGAUCGUGGUGGAGCUGACGAGUAAUACGAGCGAGGAGGUGGAUAGCAAUGUCGCCCGGAUAGAGGCGUGGGUUGCGCAGUGGAUUAAGGAUAAUGAGGGGGCGGAGAAGGAGGAUAGUUGAGAGAGAGAAUGUGAAUGUUUAUGAAUGCAUGUCAUAGAAGCUGGAGGAAGGCUGGGACGGGGGAGGUCAAAAUGUUAUGAUAUCCUAAGGGGUUUGAAUUUAGGCUUUGCUGCUAUCUGCGGCCUCUAGGAGCCAGGCUUUUAGCUUCUCAAGUGCUUUGCCGCGGUGGGAGAUCUUGUUUUUUUCUGCUUUGGGCAUCUCGGCGUAGCUGGAGAGGUUAGAAAGGUGGCGGGGGGUUGGAUGAUGAUGGAUAGAUACGCACGUUUGACCAGCUGGUCCGUACUCGAAGAUGGGAUCCCAGCCAAAAGCGAUGGCUCCUCGUGCCGGAACUAUCUUGCCCUAGGAUAUAUUAGCUAUAUAUCUGGUUAAUAAGGAAAGAAAUACCUACUUCUGUGCGUCCUUGGAAGAUAAUGGGCUCGUGGCCUGGGCCUUCGGAGUAUGCGAACGUGCAGACGGAUUCGGCGGA